AGCGCCUGCACAAAACAGCUCUUAGGGCGUAAAAGAAGAAACGAGGCCGUACAAAGAGGGCUCUUCCAUAGGCCAGAACCGCCAUUAUCGCUUCCUUUGGAUCUUCUAGGGUUCCUGUGAAAUCUAAGCACAAGCAUUGCACCAAGAUGGACCGAUAUCAGCGAGUUGAGAAGCCAAAGGUGGAGACGCCGAUUGAUGAGAACGAGAUUCGUAUCACUAGUCAGGGCAGGGCGCGAAACUACAUCACCUACGCCAUGACUCUUCUGCAGGAAAAAGGUUCAAAUGAAGUUGUGUUCAAGGCAAUGGGAAGAGCGAUCAAUAAGACUGUGACCAUAGUAGAGCUGAUCAAGAGAAGGAUUCCUGGCCUUCACCAGAACACUUCUAUUGGAUCUACAGAUAUCACAGACACAUGGGAACCUCUAGAAGAAGGCCUUCUACCAUUGGAGACCACAAGGCAUGUUUCGAUGAUAACAAUAACCCUUUCCAAGGAGGAGCUGAAUACGUCCUCAGUUGGGUACCAGCAACCAAUUCCUGUUGAGUUGGUGAAGCCAUCAGGCGAAAUGGAUUAUGAAGGACGAGAAGGAUCACCUAGAGGCAGAGGAGGAAGAGGCAGAGGAAGAGGAAGGAGCAACAGAGCUUUUACAGGAAAUGGAUUUGCGAAUGCGGAGUAUGAAGAUGGAGGUUGGGAUCGUAACCGGGCAUAUGGUAGGGGAAGAGGUCGUGGAAGAGGACGCGGGUUUCGUGGUCGGGGAAGAGGAGGAUACAAUGGGCCGCCACAGUACGAGAUGGAACAGGACGGAGGUUAUGGAUAUGAUGCACCUCCUCCUCCUCCUCCUCCUGGCGCUGGACGUGGUCGUGGAAGGGGAGGCCGUGGGAGAGGCCGUGGUGGAUUCAACAGAUCGAACAGGCCACCGGUCCAGGCGGCUGCCUAAGUGAGGUUGUGCUGAAAAUUCCGAUGCUUCUACAUGUCUCAUGUUUGUCAUAAUUAUCAUUAGCUUGUUUUUUGGUCGAUUUUUAAAUUAUUAUUAUCUAAUCUGACUGAAUUCAUCAAGAAUCAUUAGGGUUCUUUUUGCAUAUGUUCAUUGUUUUUUUUUUGUCAGCAGCAUUGUCUUGGUUUUUUGGUAGAACUACUGAGGCAUCAUGUUUUUUUUUCCUCUUGUUUUGUUCUGUAGCUUGGGUUUUUAGGCAAAAGACAAGUUUAAGUUUUCACACUUUUUUUUCCCUUUCAUUGUUAAGGUGAUGGCACCGUUGAUUCU
Molecule: messenger RNA, 1256 nt
Organism: Tarenaya hassleriana
Lineage: Eukaryota; Viridiplantae; Streptophyta; Magnoliopsida; Brassicales; Cleomaceae
Product: H/ACA ribonucleoprotein complex subunit 1
Exons: 9
Coding region: 147-932 (261 amino acids)
Molecular function (GO): RNA binding
Source: RefSeq, a predicted model, not a curated record